GAAGCAAAGUUAUGAACAGAUUCCAAACUGAACAUGAUAUGCUAUUCCUCAUGCUUCUUAAGAAUGCAACGGUGGUUCGUAUUCUCCUUUCUUUUUCUUCUUAUUCAUCAAGAUUUCUCAAAGGGAAACAGCUCCAUUUGUUCAAAAACUGUGUUUUUGGACAAUUUCGGCAGCCGGGUUAGAUGGUGCAGCACCUGCUUCACGGAAUACUUUUUGUAACAAUACAUGAGAUUAAUUAUCUUGAGUACGGAUGGGCAGACAAUUUAUGCCGUGAGAAAAUGGGACCAAACAAAUUCAGGAAAAGAUGUUUAGGCCUACUCAAGAGAAUGGCUUUAGGACCAAGAAUCUACGCAACAGUUGAUUUGGACAAGGCGAGAGUGGGAAGGACAACAGUCCUGACUGACAAGUCCUCCCAUCCGAUUUUCGAACAGAAUUUCCGGAUAUACUGUGCUCAUUUGAUCUCCGAGAUUAUCUUCACCGUCAAGGAUGACAGUCCGUUCGGAGCAGUGAACAUCGGAAGAGCUUAUCUACCGGUUAAUGAGUCCAUCAUCCAUGGAAAUAGAUUUGAAACAUGUGUUAACAUACUAGACGAGAACAAAAACCCUGUGCCGGGACAAUCACAAAUCCGAGUGUCCCUUCAAUAUGUUGAUGUUAAAAUUGAAGAACACAGCCAUUGGUCUCGGGGGAUCGAAGGUCCAAACUUCAGCGGAGUCCCCUCCACGUACUUCAACCAAAGAGAAGGUUGCAGGGUCACUCUGUACCAGGAUGCCCAUGUUUCAAUGAAUUUUAGCCCGUCCAUCCGACUUGAUGGAGGAAAGGAUUACCAGACAGGGAGAUGCUGGGAGGAUAUUUACAGAGCAAUUUCCGAUGCCCAACAUUUUAUUUAUAUUGCAGGAUGGUCACUGUAUACUGAAAUUGUCCUGGUAAGGAAUGAAACCACUGGAAUCAAACUGGGUGACCUGCUCAAGAAGAAGGCGAAAGCUGGAGUUACAGUUCUGUUACUUGUUUGGGAUGACCGAACAUCCGUUAACGUACUCCAGGAAGCCGGUCUGAUGGCAACUCACGACGAGGAAACUGACAAUUUCUUCCGGUUUUCGAAGGUGCAUUGUGUGCUUUGUCCCCGGAAUCCUGACGAUAAAAGAAGCAUAUACCAGGGGAUUAAGAUUUCCACCAUGUUCACUCACCAUCAGAAGACGGUGAUUGUCGAUGGUGAAAUAGCCGGCCACAGUGGAUCGGGAAUGCGGACGAUUGUUAGUUUUGUAGGCGGGAUUGAUCUUUGUGGUGGGAGGUACGAUACCCAGGAGCAUCCCCUGUUCAGGACUCUGGGUCACGACGGAGUUCAUCAUUUUGAUUUCCAUCAACCGAACUUUGUCGGCGCUUCGGUUGAGAAAGGCGGUCCGAGGGAACCCUGGCAUGAUGUCCACUGCAAACUGGAAGGACCAGUUGCUUGGGAUGUCCUGUACAAUUUCGAACAGAGGUGGAGAAGGCGAGCCCGGUUGAAGAGAAGAUACCUAAUCGAAAGAGAAAGUCUCCAUACUUAUAUAAUCCAUCCAUCACGGGCGGUGGUUGAAGACAGCGAGUCAUGGAACGUCCAGUUAUUCCGAUCAAUUGACGGCGGAGAUGUUAACUUUCCCUCCGCUGAACGUGGUCUCGUUAGUGGUAAAAAUAAUAUCAUUGAUCGGGGCAUUCAAGAUGCAUACAUCAAUGCAAUUAGGCGAGCAAAGAAUUUUAUAUACAUUGAAAAUCAAUAUUUCCUCGGAAGCUCCUUUGCUUGGAAGUCACAGGACAUUAAGGUGGAGGACAUUGGUGCUCUGCAUCUAAUACCGAGGGAAUUAUCGUUGAAGAUUGUGAGUAAGAUUGAAGCAGGGGAGAGGUUUACUGUCUACAUUGUGAUCCCAAUGUGGCCAGAGGGGAUACCGGAGGGUGCAUCUAUCCAGGCAAUUUUAGACUGGCAAAGGAGGACGAUGGAGAUGAUGUACUCUGAUGUUGCGGAGGCUCUUCGGAAGAAAGGACUAGUGAAUCCAAACCUAAGGGAGUAUUUAACAUUUUUUUGCCUUGGAAAGCGGGAGAUGAAGGUGGAAGGAGAGUACCAACCACCGCAGAGACCCCCACCUAAUUCUGACUACGCCAGAGCUCAGGAGUCGCGACGUUUCAUGAUCUAUGUACACUCAAAGAUGAUGAUAGUGGAUGAUGAAUACAUAAUUGUUGGAUCUGCUAACAUAAAUCAAAGAUCAAUGGCUGGUUCAAGGGACUCCGAGAUAGCAAUUGGGGCAUUUCAGCCGCAUCAUUUAGCAACCGAUAGGCCAGCAAGGGGCCAGAUUUUCGGUUUUCGUAUGUCUCUAUGGGAAGAGCACCUUGGAGGAACUCAUGAGGAAUUCCAUCACCCAGAAAGUUUGGCAUGUAUCCAGCGAUUGAAUUCGGCAGCGGAUAAACUCUGGGACAAUUAUUCCUGUGAAACUUUUGAUCCUAAUCUUAAAGGUCACCUACUUCGGUACCCCGUUGACAUUGCCAAUUAUUCCGGAGGAGUUGCAGCCAUACCUGGAAUGGAACAUUUCCCUGACACCAAGGCUAGAGUCCUUGGCAGCAAAUCUGAGUUCCUUCCUGCAAUACUCACCACGUAGUGGCUCAACAAUCUCUAGAGUUAACAAAUUAUAUUUGCUUACUUUCUAAAUUGCUUAAGUUAGGAUUACUGCUUGUAAUAAUGAUUGUAAAAUACCAACAAGAGUUUGACUAAGUUGGUAUAUAUGCACUAACUUUAAAAUUAAUCUUGAUUUAAAAUCAAGAUUAAAGUUUUAA
This is a messenger RNA of Rubroshorea leprosula, 2796 nucleotides long. The record is from the annotation of a GenBank genome assembly. Lineage: Eukaryota; Viridiplantae; Streptophyta; Magnoliopsida; Malvales; Dipterocarpaceae.